CAAUUAGUAACCAUCGUAAACAACAUGGCGGACGAAACAAAAGAAAACGCAGAUUCACUCAUUGCGGAUAUCCACAAAAGGAUAACAGAAGCUUUUGAAAUAUUCGACAAUGAAAACAAUAAAACGGUAGAUGUAAGGGAAGUUGGCACUAUCAUCCGUUCUCUUGGUUGUUGUCCCACAGAGGCAGAGCUCACAGAUAUGCUGGUAGAGAUUGAAGAGGAAGAUGAGGCAGGCUACAUUAGAUUUGAAAAAUUUCUAUCAAUGAUGACAAAAGUGUUGAUGGAAAGGAGGUACAAACCUGCACCAGAAGAUGUUCUCUUAAAAGCAUUUCUUGUAUUAGACCAAGAGGGAAAGGGGUAUCUCACCCAGGAUGAACUAGCCAAGUAUAUGACAGAAGAUGGUGAACCAUUCCAGCAGGAAGAAUUAGAAGAAAUGCUCUCAGCUGCUGUGGAUCCAGAAAAAGGGACAAUUUUAUAUAAAGAGUACGUGUCCCGGAUGGCCGUAGAAGAAGUGUGAGGGGUGGGCAAUACUAUAAAAAUAGUAAUACCAUGAUUGUAAUACUAUAAAAAUAAUACCAUGAUUGUAACACUAUAAAAAUAAUACCAUGAUUGUAUGAAACAUUCCCAUUAUGUGAUAUUUAUGUGGAAAAGGAUUUAAAAGAAAGGAUUAUGGUGAAUGUAUAUAUGUACAUGUGUAUUAUUCAUAGAUCAAGGGUGUAAGUGUUGAAGAUGAUUAAAAAUUAUGAUAAGGAUGCAAGGAAGAAUAAAUGCAUAAAAGAGUGAAUAAGAAAUGUUUUUGUUGUUUCCUGUUU
Molecule: messenger RNA, 811 nt
Organism: Saccostrea echinata
Lineage: Eukaryota; Metazoa; Mollusca; Bivalvia; Ostreida; Ostreidae
Product: dynein regulatory complex protein 8-like
Exons: 6
Coding region: 25-516 (163 amino acids)
Molecular function (GO): calcium ion binding
Source: RefSeq, a predicted model, not a curated record